UCUCAAAGUCAAAAGACGACGAUGCAUAACGCCCAAUCUUGAUUUUUACAAGCUAAACUUCGCCAAAGUAACUUGUAGUGCGGUUUACCGACUUUUAAUCGAGGCUGGACUGGAAUGAUCUUGCUCUACUUCGGCAUUCUUGGUCAAAAAUUUGCAAUCGCACAGAAGGGAAUCUGACGAGGUUGCCGUUUCUAUUAUCGUAAUUAGACAAAGAAAAUACUUUAUUUUGAUUUACAGCCAAACAAGACGAUAAUGUUGAAUUUUUUUAUUUUUGUCGAUACAAUGAAGUUUUCCCCGACUUUUACAGGUGACAGGAAGGGAACGAGUUCGCCGUUGUCAUUUCCUUACUGUCGUGAUUAUAUAGCUAUAAAUACCUUAUUGUUAUUAUUAUUUCUCCUUAUAGACAAAGUAAAGCAAUAUACAACGUUUUUUUUGGAGGUAAAAUGUCUCGAACUAUUUAGUGUGGUUAGCAAUGUUUGACUGGAGACGUGAGGUGAACUAUCUCGCCCUACCUCCGCGUUCUUUGUCAAACCACGGCACACGUCAUCACGUUUGAACGUGAGUCGCGGGCUCACAAUUUCUCCAAAACCGCCCAUCUCAUCACCAACCCAUUUGUUACUUUGUGUUAGCAAAUAACGUUUAAAAGAUAACAAAAUCAGACGCGUCGUCACCGGAUGGCCUGCGACGUCUUGUUACAUUUAAUAACUCGUCGCGACAUCUCGUGCCUGCGAUGAGCCACCAACUAAGUGGGCUGUUUUGCAUUGGCGAGGACUUUGACGACGAGGACCUGCUAGGGACUAACUGGACUGUUGGACCUCAGGCAGCCAUGCCGCCCCGCCCCCUAGGUUCUGCAUGUGUGGCCACAAGAGAUUCUGUCAGCAACCUCCUCCAGAGCUCAGCUUCCCCGGGUCCUGCUUCGGCCUCGGAUACAGUUGCACUAACUUUACGGACGCUCUCCUCUGGCAUUCAGGCUCGCCCCCUUUUGACAAAACUCCCUGAGUCCCACUUUGUGGCGCAGCCAAGGCCAGCUGUCACUUUGGCACACUGUCUGCUCGCUGCCAACCAUGUGGGCCCCAGAGUUUCCGGCACCAACCUCCUCCAGCCGAGUGGGGGAUCAUCAUGUCCUUCCUUGAAAACAGUUGCUCCAUCUUUGCGGAAUAUUAUCUCUGAUGCUCAGGCUCUGAGGCCCCAUCCGCCCCCCACACCAGACCUUCCAGAGCCCCAUGUGGGGGCACAGCAAAGGCCCUCCCCCACUGUGCCAUCCUGCCCUCUGGGCCAGGAAACGGUUGCUCCAACAUUGCGGAAGGUCUUCUCCAGCAUUCAAGCUUGCCCCCUUCCAUACCCCACGUCGGUCCACCCUGAGUGCCGCUCGUGGGCUCAGCCGAGCCUUAUCCCAACCACCGUUGGGGCAUUACGCCCGCUGGGUGCCGACCCUGUAAUACCUAAAGACUCCAGCCCCAACCUCCAGCCAAGCAGAGAGAGAUCAGCUCAUCCCCUUCCUUCGUCUGCGCUGGAUGUCAUUAAGCCCCACUUGAGGGCGCAGCAGAGGCCCGCCAUCAAUACCACCGCCCAGGAUGACUUUGACGACUGGGCCUUAGACGUUGCAGACUUGGAGGAGUGUGACCGUCUAGCCGGACCCUUUGCUCCGGAGAAAACGCUACGUACCAACACAGGUGGACGGACCCUAAGAGCGCCAACGCUGACACCCUCCCACCUGGUCCCGCCGCAAAGUGUCACCACCUCCUCGCUGGCCCCCAACUCUCUUUCCAAGACUUUCGGCAAACCUCAGCAGGGGGCGUGGAGCGCCCCCACACCCUCCCACCCACCCCGGGGCCUCUUUGAGGCUAUUUCGCCCGCGCCUAGGGUGUUGCCCUCCCCUUCUCCUGCCUUUAGUCCGCACCCCCUUAGCACACCGCUGUUGACCAACCACCUGGUGCAGCUGGUGUCUGCGUCUAGCAAGAUGUGCCGGAAGAGGCCACGCUCAGAGCCUCGACCGCCCAGGACACGACGCUUCCCUGGCCCAGCGGGGCUCCUCCCACAGCAGCCACACAGUCAUAAUCUGGAUGAGAUUGUGGUUUCCGUUUCUCAGACCCCCACCCAUGGUGUGGCGGCACGCCUUCCAAACCAGGUUUCCAACUCCCAGGCUGAGGAAGAGGAGUUCAGCAGCGGCCCCUGGGCAGCGAUGAAGGUCCAGAUGGGACUGGACGAGCGGAACCCGGCGUGUUUCCUGUGCUCCUACAGUGUGCUCAUGGUGCUCCGCAAGCAGGCGGCUUUGAAGCAGCUGAACAAAAACAAAGUCCCAAAUAUGGCUGUGAUGCUCAAGAGCAUCAACUACACGCACACCGACGCCAAGGCUGUGUUUAGGGAUCCAACAGGCGAGAUUCAGGGCACGUUACAUCGCCGCCUCCUGGAGGAACGCUUGGGAGAACUGAAGGUCGGCGCUGUGCUGCUGCUAAAACAAGUGGGCGUGUUCUCCCCCUCCCAUCGCAACCACUACCUCAACGUGACGCCAAACAACCUCCUGAGAAUCUAUUCGCCCGAUGGAGCCUGCCACACGUCGGGGCAGCUCCCCCCGCUGGUCCUGGAGCCCACAUCGCUGUUGCCCACCAGCAAGCCCAUGUCCUGCAUGCAGCUAGUGUUUGACGAUAAUGACGGUGACGAUGACAGGACGAAAUGCAAAGACAAAAGCCCGCACAAUUCAGGCUGGGACGCAGAUGACUUGGAUGAGCUUCUGGUGGCGCUCCCUGAAGACACCUACAGUCUUUGACGGGAACUGAUGCUUCACUACUGACCCAAAUAUUAUAUUACCUUGAUAAUGUUAAAAACAUGAAACAAA
Messenger RNA from Phyllopteryx taeniolatus (common seadragon), 2836 nucleotides. It is a transcript of the gene hrob, whose product is annotated as homologous recombination factor with OB-fold. The record is from RefSeq and is a predicted model, not a curated record. NCBI's taxonomy places the organism in Eukaryota, Metazoa, Chordata, Actinopteri, Syngnathiformes, Syngnathidae. The coding region runs from base 731 to 2767 and encodes 678 amino acids. The transcript is spliced from 10 exons. Gene Ontology annotation, biological process: recombinational repair.